Chenopodium quinoa (quinoa) is the source of this 2696-nucleotide messenger RNA. RefSeq names its product pentatricopeptide repeat-containing protein At4g32450, mitochondrial-like. Gene Ontology annotation, molecular function: RNA binding; zinc ion binding; protein binding. NCBI's taxonomy places the organism in Eukaryota, Viridiplantae, Streptophyta, Magnoliopsida, Caryophyllales, Amaranthaceae. The record is from RefSeq and is a predicted model, not a curated record. The transcript is spliced from 2 exons. The coding region runs from base 462 to 2387 and encodes 641 amino acids. Gene Ontology annotation, biological process: RNA modification.
UAAAAUUAUUAAUGGUUGUUAGCAGUGUAUUAGUGAUAAGGUGGGCCAACAAGCCAAAAGCCAAUAGAAAAAACUACUUCUAUUAACUUUUGGACUUUGGCAGAAAAUCCAGCUUAAAAGCCAACAAAAAAACUAACUAACAAACAUAUUUGAUAGCUAUUUGACCAAAUUAAAAAGCUAAAAGCCAAAAACAGGCAAAAAAUCAAUUCCAAUUUCCAAACACCCCCUUUGUUAUUGUAUAUUUUAAGUACUAGUAGAUUUUUCCGUUAAUAAAACUUUUCAAUAAUCCCAUCCCAAACCCCAGAAAAACCUCCCCUCCCAAAAAAAAAAAUUAACUUGAGAAAAACCUAAGUCCAUUAACACUCUGACUUCCAUUUUUAUACCUUCAUUUUUCUCUCUCUUUGUAACAAGGAUUGUUCUUUGACGAGGAAUUUUGUGAGCGAAUUUGAGUAUAUAUCCAGAUGAAUAGAUAUUGGCCUCUCUUUUCCAAAUUCAGACGGUUUCAUAAUAGAUACUGCAAUUCACAUAUCAGAUGGCGCAAUGACAUUGCUUCUUGUCAAGGAAGAAGCAGAGAGGAUGCGGCCUUUUGUCUGAGACAGUAUUCGAGUCUUGGAGUGAAUAUGGUUCGGGAAAGUAGUGAGGAUAUUCAUUCAGAUGGGAUGUAUGGAACUCCUGAAAAUCAUAAUGAUUUUUAUAAGUUAGGUGACUCCAGUCCCCGGGGUGGGAAUGUAAAUUACAGACAGAAUGUGGGACACUUUCAGCAUCUGUCUAGUCCAAUGAAUCAUUAUGUUACAAAUGAAUGGACGACUUCUCAAAAUAUUGGUCACCCUAUGACAGAGAAAAUUGAAGUAGGUUUACAACACCCUGGAUACUCCAAUGGUGGAGAAAAUGCAGCAUUUCAGCCAAUUAGUAACCACCAGACUAUGAGCAAUGGUCAGUAUCAGCAAAAUCCUAGUAACGUGUAUAUGGUGAAUGGAGUAGCAUCCCCUCCUGGUGGUUACCAGCAAGAACGUGUGGACACUAGAUCGAAUUUGAAUUCAUAUCAUCAAGUAAAUGCUGGUGGAUAUCAUAACACUCAUUUGGGACCUCAUCAGCAGAAGUUUAAUGGAUCACGCAAUCCUAACAUACUUCCUCAGCAACAAGUAAGUGCUACUCAUCAUGGACAAUUAUCAGCUGGAAAUGAUGAAUUGGAUGAGGAUAAUGAUGUUGAGGGUACACUUGAAGAGUUAGAUGUUUUUUGUGAAGAGUGGGAUCUUGAACAUGCUGUGAAAUCCAUGAGAAAGCUGAGCAAGAGGGGAGUUUUUAUAGACAUGCCUCGUUACUUGAUACUGAUAGAUGCAUGUGGGAAGGGCAAAGCUUUAAAAGAAGCACAAGAUGUUCAUCAGAAUAUUGUCAAAUAUACUUCUCCUGUUAAAGUUAGCGUUUUUAACAGGAUACUGGAGAUGUAUGGGAAAUGUGGUUCAAUGGAUGAUGCCUAUAAUACAUUUAAUAGUAUGCCUGAGCGUAAUUUAACUUCAUGGGACACCAUGAUUACUUGGUUUGCAAAAAAUGGUCUUGGAGAAGAUGCCAUUGAUAUGUUCACCAAGUUUAAGGAAGCAGGACUGAAACCAGAUGGUCAGAUGUUCCUUGGUAUAUUUGAUGCUUGUGGAGUUCUCGGAGAUGCAACCGAGGGAAUGCUUCAUUUUGAUUCGAUGACCAAGAUACACGGCAUUACUCCAACCAUGGUUCAUUAUGCUAGCAUAGUGCAUAUGUUCGGCAGUGCAGGUGAUCUAGAUGGAGCAUUAGAUUUCAUUGAGAAAAUGCCUGUUCAGCCUAAUGCAGUUAUCUGGGAAAGCUUAAUGAAUAUUGCCAGGGUCCAAGGAAAUAUAGAAAUAGGGGAUCAUUGUGCUCAAAUUGUGGAGCAGCUGGAUCCUGCUCGCUUGAGCAAGGAGUUGAAGGAUGGGCUUCUACCGGUUAAUGAUUCAGACACUCCAAAGAAGAAGGUGAAGAAGUAUAAUCCGUUGGCACAUACAAAGCAUGAAUACAGAGCGGGUGAUAGAACACAUCCAGAGAAUGACAAGAUUUAUAAAGUUCUAAGGGGAAUAAAAGAAUCGGUAAAAGAAGCUGGGUAUGUUGCAGAGACCAAAUUUGUUCUUCAUGACAUUGACCAGGAGAGCAAAGAGGAAGCAAUCAUGGCGCACAGUGAGAGACUUGCUUGCACCUAUGCACUACUUACGAACCCAGCUCGUAUGCCACUUCGUAUCAUCAAAAACCUUCGCGUCUGUGGUGAUUGCCACAAUUAUUUCAAGAUAAUUUCAAAACUUGUAGGUAGGGAGAUCAUUAUGAGAGAUGCUAAGAGAUUUCACCAUUUUAAAGAUGGAAAAUGUUCCUGCAAUGACUACUGGUGAAUGAUUUUACGACAGCAAAAGGUAACCCUGCAUCACCUUGUUCGUUAUAUAUUAUUGUAACAUUUCUCUUUUCAGAGUCGAUCUUGGUACUUAAAUUUAUGUGCCCAAGGUUGUAUUGCCCAGAUGCCAAUAGUAUAAUUCACAUUGGAGGUUUGAUAUUAUUUCAGCACAUUCAAAUUUCAAAGUGGGAUACGUAGGAAUUCUAGGAAGUGUAGGCAAGGAUCAAAACUGUGUUUACAUAUAGAAAAAUGCAAAUUGUAGUUUGGAAAAUGAAAUGCUAAAAUGGUUUCACUAUGUUUUCUAACUUCA